Molecule: messenger RNA, 2178 nt
Organism: Epinephelus lanceolatus (giant grouper)
Lineage: Eukaryota; Metazoa; Chordata; Actinopteri; Perciformes; Serranidae
Gene: vtna
Product: vitronectin a
Biological process (GO): cell adhesion mediated by integrin; immune response; cell-matrix adhesion
Molecular function (GO): scavenger receptor activity; extracellular matrix binding; polysaccharide binding
Source: RefSeq, a predicted model, not a curated record
UCUGUCCUCUCACACCACAGAGGCAACAUGAGGCUGUGGGCCAUCCUGCUGCUCGCUCUGCUCGCUCAGACUUUUGCUGCAGAGGAGUCCUGUAUGGACCGCUGUGAGAAUGGCUUUGACUCUCAGAAGAAGUGCCAGUGUGACUCCAUGUGCAAGUACUACAAGAGCUGCUGCUCUGACUAUGAGGUCAUCUGUGGUAUGACGACUCGCGGAGACACAUUUGUGUUUGCAGAGGAUGAUAAUGACGAGCUGUUUGAAGGUAUCACUCCGACAACUGCCACUGUUGCCAGUCGUCAGCUGAGGCCCACACGGAAGCCUGCCUCAGACUUCGCUCGCAGACCACAUCGACAUUCAGAGACCACACUGGAAAUGACCAAACCCCCUCGAGUGAUGGAUACCAUACCUCAGAAUACACUCAUUUCACAGACAGUCUCACCUGCGCAGGAUCUCCUUAGCACAGCUGAACCCCCUCAGACUCACACAACAGCUGAGACGACCACUGUUCCUGUUACGACAGCCACCACUGCAGCCCCUGACCCAGACGCUGUGGCCUGCAGCGGGAGGCCUUUUGACUCCUUCAUGCAACUAAAAAAUGGCUCCAUAUACGCCUUCAGAGGCGAGUACUUUUUUGAACUGGACCAGAAGUCGGUGCUUCCUGGUUAUCCAAAGCUCAUAAAGGACGUGUGGGGCAUCACCGGGCCUAUUGAUGCUGCCUUCACUCGCCUCAACUGUCAAGGGAAGACAUAUAUCUUCAAGGGAGGCAAGUACUGGAGGUUUGAUGACGGUGUGCUGGAUGACGACUAUCCUCGAGAUAUCAGCGUGGGCUUUGACAAAAUUCCUACUCAUGUGGAUGCUGCGUUUGCUCUGCCUGCUCCGGGUCAUAAUGGAAGAGAGAAGGUCUACUUUUUCAAAGGGGAUCAGUAUUACACGUAUGAGUUUUUGCACCAGCCGUCCCAUGAGGAGUGCAUCAACCUGUCUGAGAGGUCGCCGUCCGCACUGUUCAGGCGCUACACUGACGUAUACUACAACAACUAUGAACGUGUUAUCAGCGAGCUCUUCUCUAACAUGCCUCAGCAUCACGACAAACACCACUUCAUUGACAAGGACUGGAAGGGCCUCAAGUCUCCACUGGACGCUGCCAUGGCUGGCAGAAUGUACGUCCCUCCCUGGAGGCCCACACCACGCCGCAACGACGACCAGCCUGACCAGCGGUGGGGUCAACAGCAGGGCCAGGGACAGCAGUGGGGUCGUAGGAGGCAAAGCCGUUCACCCUUCUGGGGGUCCAUGGCUGAGCGGGGCAUGAACAUGGGCCAGGACUUCGCACAAAGGGGGAUGGAAAUGGGUCUGAGGUUGGCAGAGAGGAGGAUGGAGAUGGAGGAGAGGCUCAGACGAGACUGGGACAGAUUGUGGAAUCAAGACUGGGACCAGGACAGACGGCGGGAUGGUUAUCGACAGAACAACAGAGGGAACUAUGAUUCAAGAGACGAAAGGUGGCUCUUGGGGUCCAUCCAAAGGAGUAUGCCCAUACAGAGCGUCUACUUCUUUAAAGGAGAUGCGUACUACAGAGUGGACCUCAGGACCAAGAGAGUUGACUACGCCAUGCCUCCAUACCCCAGAUCCAUUGCCAAGUACUGGCUCGGCUGUUCAGACACCACUGGGGCAGAGAAGUAGUUUCAGAUACUUUAGGUACUUUAAUACGCUAAGUUGGGGCUAACUUUGUACAUUACAGAUUAAUUUUACCUGAAACAGGCCGUGUUGGCUGUUGAAAGUGUGACACACUUAUUCAUUGUACUACAUAACUGCUCAUCAGCUUUAGCAAACACUGGAGAUCAAUGAAAGUCCACUCACUGCGGCUCUCCACAGAAGUUGGCCUCAACAUGGCCAAAGUUCAACUGGUUGAUUUAGGUCAUCUCAUGUGUUCAAAACAUCAGCUGCUCAGUUAAACACAACUAUGAUGAAAAUUUGCUACUGAGACAGAAGGUGGUGUCAGAGCUGACAGCAGUCUGAAUUUUAGGCUAUGUAACAAAGAUUAAACAGCUCAUUUUAAACAGGUUUAAGGUUUUAUGUUUUACAGAUUAAUAGCCUCAGUAACUCAGUGAUGUUUUCUGAAUCAUGUAUCUACAAAUGUUUAUUUUCUCCUUAUCAAUGUUUAUUUUCUCCUUAUCAAUCAUCAGCACC